This is a messenger RNA of Ceratosolen solmsi marchali, 1142 nucleotides long. RefSeq lists its product as uncharacterized. The record is from RefSeq and is a predicted model, not a curated record. The transcript has 2 exons. Lineage: Eukaryota; Metazoa; Arthropoda; Insecta; Hymenoptera; Agaonidae. The coding region runs from base 587 to 1024 and encodes 145 amino acids.
UGGAAGAAAGGAAUAAUGAAAAAGGAAAGAGAAGAUCAUGGAUGCCUGUAUUAUACAUAAGCGUAACAUUCAUAAAGAAACUCCAUAGCGCUACACGCACAAUAAACUUGAAGGCUAAUUUUUUCCGGACUGUCGAUUUUCCUGACAACUGAAGCGUGCCACAAAGUACGAUGGAACCCCCUCGGGUUGUCCGUGGAAUCGAGACCGAACCGCUUAGUUCCCGGUCGUUCGUCGCGCCGCUCGCCAGUCCAUUCGAUUUUUCCUCCAUUCGCUGCAUAACGCUUUUCAACAACGUGGCAAUAUUUUUCUUACAUCAAUAAUCUAUUUUAUGGCACUUUAUUCUAUCUUUACUUAUUAGAGGGUGUAAUGUCGUUUUUAACCUUAAAAUCCGUGUGACCGCCAAUAACGUUUUUUUCUCUUUAUUUCUGAGUAACGACUCAUCGACCGAUGCGUAAAAGAGUCAAAGUAUUGACUUUUUUUCGCAACGGAAAGCAAUUAUUCUGUGACCAUGUAAGAUAAAUAGAUAUAUAAUAUAGUGACAAAGCCUUAUAAAGAAGAAAUAUAGAGAGAAAAAAAAAUAAAAGUCAUGAGAUCGUCAGUCAUAAAUCUAGUCUUUCUGUUCAUGCUUCUGCUACCGAAGUAUCGAAUUAAAGCCUCUACAUUGUCAUUGAAUAAACAAAAUGUGGCGCAGAAUUUACUUGAGAAGGCUUUAUUACAGUUAGUUUAUCAGAGGAGAUUAUUUAUGGAUGGAUUUGGUAAUGACACUGCUGCACUACAGAGAAAUUAUGAUUUUUACAAUGUACCGGCGCUUAAGUCUCCAGGAGAGGGGCGAAGCAAGAAAAAGAAGUUAAAACAAAUGAAUCGAACGCUAUUGGCUAUUGUAAUGGCAUAUACGCUCAAGUUCAUGUUCCUAAUACCUUCAUUUGUGGGUACUCUCAUCCUUUUUAAGUUCACGGCGGCCCUCGCUGGAUUCUUUUACGCUCUCUUCGCCGCAGUUCUUGGUCUCGAGCAUCGAUAUCAUUAAAAUGAAUACUUAUCUUUUAAUUGUAAUCAAAGUAUUACAAGUUAUUAAAUUUAUAAAUGAAUGAAAUGAAUGAAAAAUGGGUUAUAGAAAGAAACGCAAGUUGAUAAAAAUGUUUCGA